This is a messenger RNA of Alternaria arborescens, 870 nucleotides long. RefSeq lists its product as hypothetical. The record is from RefSeq and is a predicted model, not a curated record. Gene Ontology annotation, biological process: protein N-linked glycosylation. Gene Ontology annotation, cellular component: membrane; oligosaccharyltransferase complex. The transcript is spliced from 3 exons. Bases 1 to 870 code for a protein of 289 amino acids. Lineage: Eukaryota; Fungi; Ascomycota; Dothideomycetes; Pleosporales; Pleosporaceae.
AUGAGGGUUCUCCAAGGUUUUGUUUCUUCCCUCUUACUCUCGGGCGCGGCCAUUGUGUCUGCAGCUUCUUCUUGGAGUUUUGAAGAUGCUACCGUGACUAUUUCCAGCAAAGGUGCUGGUGUUGGCGGAGGUUCAAAGGACAAACUGAGUCCCUCAACACCGCUGGGUAAAUCUGUAUCUUUGGGCGCGACCGAUACGUUGAAGCUUGUCCUCACAACCCUCGACGGAAGCACUGCGAAGCGACCUCAUCAGGCGUUCCUUACUCUGACUGAGCCAACGAUGGGCUUGGAGGAGUCUUUUGUAUUCAACGUGAAGGACAGUGGCAAGGGAAAGGUGGAUUUGUCUCACAAAGACCUACCCCACCAAUUCUUGACCUCUGAGAAGCCUAUCGUCGCAUCGAUUGUCAUCGGAUCGUUUGGGUCUUCCGCACCAUACAAGAGCAAAGCGUUCGAUCUCGCCGUUACCCGCGACCCUAGCGUCCCCCUCAGCGUCCCCGCGCCGCCCGUCCGCUACGCCGCCGAAUCUGAGAUUCACCACAUCUUCCGCGAUGACCCCAAGUCUCCACCCAAGAUCAUAACGAUUGUCUUCGCGGCUGCUGUUGCUGCUGCGCUACCUAUCCUGCUUGGCGCGUGGGCUAUGCUGGGCGCAAAUGCUAAUCAUCUUAGCAAGGCGCUUGGCAACGCACCUGUCUCGCAUGGCCUCUUCUAUGGCUCCAUACUGGCCAUGGAGGGCAUUUUUUUCCUAUACUACACUAGCUGGAACCUCUUCCAAACUUUGCCCGCAGCAGCUAUCGUAGGAGCUGUUGCCUUCUUGAGCGGUAGCCGGGCCCUGUCGGAGGUUCAAGAGCGGAGACUCGCUGGACAGAGAUGA